Phyllostomus discolor (pale spear-nosed bat) is the source of this 6265-nucleotide messenger RNA. It is a transcript of the gene MIA3, whose product is annotated as MIA SH3 domain ER export factor 3. The transcript has 27 exons. Gene Ontology annotation, cellular component: endoplasmic reticulum membrane; endoplasmic reticulum exit site. Gene Ontology annotation, molecular function: protein binding. NCBI's taxonomy places the organism in Eukaryota, Metazoa, Chordata, Mammalia, Chiroptera, Phyllostomidae. The record is from RefSeq and is a predicted model, not a curated record. Bases 71 to 5749 code for a protein of 1892 amino acids. Gene Ontology annotation, biological process: vesicle cargo loading; endoplasmic reticulum to Golgi vesicle-mediated transport; protein secretion.
UCGGCCCCGCCCGCUGGCGCCGGCCCCGGCCUCGUCCUCCGCGUCACCGGCUCCCCGCGGUGACCACAACAUGGCUGCGGCGCCGGGGCUGCCCUUGUGGCUGCUUCUGCUUGGGAUGCCCUGGCAGGUGCCGGGCCAUCAGAAGCCUGACACGGACCGGCGCUUCUCCGAGCACAAACUCUGCGCGGACGCUGACUGCAGCAUGCUAAUGCACCGGGGUGAGGCUCUGGAAGACUUCACAGGCCCGGACUGUCGCUUUGUGAAUUUUAGAAGAGGUGACAAUGUCUACGUCUACUAUAAACUGGCAGGGAAAUCACCUGAAGUUUGGGCUGGAAGUGUUGGACGUAUUUUUGGAUAUUUUCCAAAGGCUCUAAUCAAAGUAGCCCAUACAUAUGCUGAAAAAGAGCUACAAGUUCCAGCAGAUGAGACAGACUUUGUUUGCUUUGAUGGGGGAAGAGAUGACUUUGAUAACUAUAAUUUAGAAGAACUUUUAGGAUUUUUGAAACCGCACAAUUUUGCAACUGGAGAUUCUGAGAAAGCUAUAGAAAAAGCACCUCAGCAUGUGGAAAAACCCCCGGGAGUGUCUGGAGAAAGGGACCCUGCGCCUGACUCAGUGCCGGCCACCGCAGGGGAGAGGCGCGGCGCUUCCCCGGGAAACACUGAGGAGCAGGAGGAAAGCUACGAGGCUCAGGAGACCCACCCCCACGCAGGCGGCCAAACAGAUCGCUCUCAGGGGGAGCGGUCUUCGCUUGACUCAUUCGAAGAAAUGCUUCAAGAUAAAUUAAAAGUGCAGGACAGUGACAACAACAAAACCAGCAAUAGCUCUCAGCUCUCAAAUGAACAGGAGAAGAUGGAUGCUUACAAACUUCUGAAAAAAGAAAUGACCCUGGACUUGAAAACCAAAUUUGGCUCAACUGCUGAUGCACUUGUGUCUGAUGACGAGACCACCAGGCUGGUGACUUCGUUAGAAGACGAUUUUGAUGAGGAACUAGAUGCUGAGUAUUAUGUGAUUGGGAAGGAGGAGGAGGAGGAGGAGAAUCAGGAAAACUUUGAUGAGAUUCCAUUACUGACCUAUACAGAUGACGAAGAGUUGAAAAUGCCAGCAGCACCUGAAGUUGGCAAAUACUCGACUGAUAAAGAGCAGAAUUCAAGCGAAGGGGACAAAGCGGAGGUGAGUCGGCCCCUGCGCAUCCAAACUGACGAAGAAGACCUAACCGGUUGGGAGGACACUGGCGUCUCCGCUGUCACAGAAGACGAGGAACAAACGGGUAUGGAUUUUGAGAGUUACAGUUCAGAAGAAGAAAAGGAAGGUGAUGAUGGAUUAGGUCCAGACAGCAAAUGGGGGCAACCGCAAUCACCGACAGAUGAUGCGGACUCUAAAAAGGCAGGGGAUGGUCUUCCGGUUGCAGAGGUUCCUAAAACCCAUAACGAGAAAGACCCAGAAAGGGACCCAGACCUUCUCGACAAAGGAAAAGGGAGGACCCCUGAGGAAUCCGAGAGGGGCCCGGUGCAGGGCGAGAACGGGUCGGAGGAGGAGGGGAAAGGAGACAGGCCUCUGCACGGCCCUGCUCAGGGCAGUAAGCUCAGCGCGUUGGUAGCGACUGAAAAGGGUAAAGAAACAUUAAAAUCAGUCUUCCGUAACAAAGAACAGGAUCCUAGAGGGGCAGCUGCUCCCACCUCAAAAGGGGCGGUCCAGGAGGAGAAGCCCGGAGAGCCGACUUUGGAAGGUGCCCCGGAGGGUGGGGGGGAGCGUAAGGCUGCAGAGAAUCAGGCGAAGGGAGAGAAGACUGAACAGGAGGCCACGGAUGUCGCGCAGCUCCCGGGAGACGCCCAGCACAACGCGUCUAAAGACGGCAUGGAGGAGGUGGAGGAGGAAGUGGAUAUUUCAGUAAAUGGACCGAAACCACACACAGUUUCAGGGGAGCAUCUGGGCGAGAAAUUUAAAGAGGAACAGCUUCUUAAAACUCAAAAUCAACCCCGGUUCUCCUCCCCCGAUGAAAUCGGCGUGUCAACAGGGCUGGAAGACGAGGGUCCCGUGCCGGGAAGAAAUCUGUCCUGGCAACAAGAACGAGACGUGGCCGCCGCAGCGACCACGCCGGUGGGUGAGAAGACGGGGCCGUCGGCACCAGAGGCCGCAGGAGGCGCUGCGGGCAGGGAGCUUGGCCAGCCAGAGCCGGGCGCCCCGGGAGCAGAGACAGGGGGCCCGCCGGGCGGCAGCGCGGAAGCGCCAGACGCCGAGGAUGAGGACCCCGCCCCCGAGGAGCUCCUGGAGGACGAAAAUGCCGCGAGUGCGGAGCGGUCUAGGGGGAAGGGCCCCGAGAGGCGGCGCGGGCAGCUCGAGGUGCCCCCGCCAGGCCCCGGCGGAGGGGGCGGAGGGGUUCCGGGUGCCGUGAACACUACUGGUGCGGAGACGGAAGCCGACGAAGGAAAAACUAGUGACGUUUUGGAAGCUGAUAGGAAAAAUGAAACCGUGGGCAAAGGGGCGGGCACGCCAGGCACGGAGCCUGGGGGUCUGGUGGUGGGACAGGAGGAAAGCCCUCCUGCAGGCGAGGAAGCGCGGAGACCAUCUGAAGGAAGCGGCCUCCCUGGCGAGGAAACACACGGGACUCCAGAGUCGGACUCAGUGUUUCGGAGUAGAGAGUCUGCUCAUGCUGCAGAAGACGACCCCGAGGACCGCCCGAAGACCUCGGGGCUCGCGGAGCGGCCGGGGGUGGGGCGCUCGCAAGAGGACUGGGAGGACAGAGAGAAGCUCACGGACACACAGAGCCGGGGGGCUGCCCCCCAGGAGCUAGAGGGCGAUGCGUCCCACCCGGCCGCAGGUACAGCGGCAGAGCCGGGGCACGGCGGCCAGCUGGCCCACUUGCCGAUCAUAAGCAGCUUCUUUAAGGAGCAGCAGUCCCUGCAGCGGUUCCAGAAGUACUUUGAUGUCCCCGAGCUGGAAGCCAUGCUCCAAGAAAUGUCAUCAAAGCUGCAGUCGGCGCAGCGGGAGAACCCGCCCUACAGCGUGGAAAAGGCCCUGGACAAGGUCUUCCGGGCGUCGGAGUCCCAGAUUCUGCGCGCAGCGGAGGAGAUGCUGGAUGCUCGCGUGGCCGAACUGCGCGACUUGGGAGUGGAGGAAGACGUGUUUGAAGAGGCCGCAGUGCUGGAUGACGUGCAAGACCUGAUCUACUUCGUCAGGUACAGACACUCCACGGGGCGGGGCACCGGACCCCUGGCAGUGGCGCCGCCUCCUGAGCAAGGCUGGGAUGGACCAGCGGAAGAGGUGCAGCCGCCCCUGGAAGAUAAUCCCUCCCAAGAGAACACAGAAGAUCUUAAAAUGCAGAUUCCGGAAGAGCCUGGCCACUCGGAUCAGCCCGUGACUAGUAACGUGGGUGUCUUAGACGUGCCCCAGAAGCCGAAUGCUGAGAAGGACACUCACCCAGAGAUGUUUGUGAUGGAAAGCCCUCCUGACGAUGCUGAUGCUGAUGCUGAUGCUGAUGAAGAAGAGGACCCGGAACUAGCAGACGAAGAGCCUUGGGAAAACGCGGUUCUCUUCCUGCAGUCGUUCGUGUCCUACUUAACCAAGACGCUACUUUCCACACUGCCUGGUGGCGUGCAGUCUGCCCCUGACUUCUAUGGGCUGCCCUGGAAGCCCGUCCUUAUCACCGCCUUCCUGGGCAUCGUUUCAUUUGUCAUUUUCUUCUGGAGAACCAUCCUUGCUGUAAAGAGUCACGUGUACCAAGUCACUGAACAGCAGAUUUCUGAGAAGUUAAACAAUCUCAAGAAAGAAAAUGCAGACCUUGUACAAAAAUUAUCGAAUUAUGAACAGAAGAUCAAGGAAUCAAAGAAAUAUGUUCAAGAAACCAAAAAACAAAAUACGAUACUCUCUGAUGAAGCAAUUAAAUAUAAGGAUAAAAUCAAGGAACUUGAGGAAGCGAAGGAAAAUCUGAAUGAUAAAGCUAAAAAUCUGCGUCUUAUGUUGGACUCUGAGAGAGAGCAGAAUGCCAAGAAUGAGGACUUGAUACUGGAAAACACGCGAUCUUUGGACAAGUUAAAGGACGUUAUUGCGAUGAACGCCUCGGAACUUUCCGAGGUUCAGAUCGCCCUUAAUGAAGCGAAGCUUAGCGAAGAGAAGGUGAAGUCUGAAUGCCAUCGGGUUCAGGAAGAAAAUGCUAAACUUAAGAAGAAGAAAGACCAGUUGCAGCAGGAGAUCAAAGACUUGAAAAAAGCACACACUGAGCUCAGUGAGCAAAUCACAUCAUUUGAGAAGUCUCAGAAAGAUCUGGAAGUAGCGCUCACUCACAAAGAGGAUAACAUCCAUGCUUUGAAUAAUUGCAUCACACAGUUGAAUUGGUUAGACUGUGAAUCUGAGUCUGAGCGUCAGAAUAAAACAGGAAAUGAGUCAGAUGAAUUAGCAAAUGGCGAAGUGGGAGGUGACCGCAGUGAGAAGGUGAAGAAUCAGAUUAAGCAGAUGAUGGACGUGUCUCGGACACAAACAGAAAUAUCGGUCAUUGAAGAGGAUCUAAAACUUUUACAGUUGAAGCUGAGAGCCUCGAUGUCCUCAAAGUGUACCCUGGAAGACCAAGUGAAGAAGCUGGAGGACGACCGCAGCGCCCUGCAGUCCGCCAAGGCGGGCCUGGAGGACGAGAACAAGACCCUGAAGCAGAAGGUGGAGAUCCUGAACGAGCUCUAUCAGCAGAAGGAGAUGGCUUUGCAGAAGAAGCUGAGCCAGGAGGAGUUCGAGCGGCGCGAGAGAGAGCAGCGGCUCUCGGUGGCGGAUGAAAAGGCGCUCUCGGCGGCCGAGGAAAUAAAAACCUACAAGUGGAGAAUUGAAGAGCUGGAGAACGAGCUGCAGAAAACGGAGCGCUCCUUCAAGGACCAGCUUGCUGCCAAUGAGAAGAAAGCCCAUGAGAACUGGCUGAAGGCUCGCGCUGCAGAAAGGGCCAUGGCUGAAGAGAAGAGGGAGGCAGCCAACCUGAGACACAGAUUAUUAGAAUUAAACCAAAAGGUGGCCAUGCUGCAGCAAGAACCUGUGAUCGUCAAGCCGAUGCCGGGAAGGCCCAGCGCACAGAACCCGCCACGAAGAGGUCCCCUGAGCCAGAACGGCUCCUUCGGCCCGUCGCCCGUGAGUGGGGGCGAGUGCUCCCCUCCGCUGAGAGACCCGCCCGCCAGACCGCUGUCCGCCACGCUCGGCCGGAGAGACGUGCCCCGCAGUGAAUUCGAUCCAGGAUCUGGGGCAGCUGCCAUGGUGAACAGCAGCCCAGGAAGCUCUUCCCCUGCCAGGGGGAUGGAUGAGGGCAAGGUGACCAUGGCUGCAGAAGGGCCCCCUCCUUUCCCGGGGGCGCCCCUCAUGAGCGCCCCCCUGGGAGGCCCCGUGCCGCCGCCCAUUCGAUACGGACCGCCGCCUCAACUCUGCGGGCCUUUCGGGCCUCGGCCCUAUCCCCCACCUGCACCGUUCGGUCCUGGCAUGCGGCCACCCCUGGGCCUGAGAGAGUACGCACCAGGCAUUCCACCAGGAAAACGGGAUGUGCCUUUCGACCCCCGGGGAUUUGUGCCAGGACACCCUCACUUCAGGCCUGUCGCCUCUCCUGGCCCUCGGGAGUACUUUAUCCCGGGCCCCCGACCACCGCCACCCCCAGCCCACGGCCCCCAGGAUUACCCUCCACCUGCUGCAAGAGACUUACUGCCUUCUGGCUCCAGGGAGGAGCCCUCACCCGCCUCGCAGAGCAGUGGCCAGGACGCCUCCCCAGCCUUGAAACAGAGCCCAUAGGCUGACCUCUGACCUCCAGUCUGAGAGCAGGUGGACUGCACUAUUCAUUACAGUCUUCAGAAUCCAAAAAUUUAAAUAAAGCUAGUUUUUAGAACUAAGCUGCCCUGGCAGUCUGCAUUUUUGAGCCAAACAAUUAAAAAAUACCCCCCCCCCCCAAAUAAAAAUCAAUCACCCUGUAAGCUACAGCCCCCCUUCCAACUUUGAAAUGUGCAAUAAAUACCUGUGUUUUAGUUAAUGUAGUGUAUGUAACUGUCAAAUGAUCUAGUCUGUCUUGGGAAGUACGAACAUUUCCUGUGGAAAUGCCGUAAGAACACGUGUUUCCAUUUAUUACCCCAUUUCUAGUGUGUGCCAGCCGAAUGCAGAGCAACUGUGUCUAUAAGCCUGAUUUUUUAAAGUGUCUGUCUGGUCGCAAGGACUGUUACGCUGCAAAUGUUUACUAAAAGAUCACUGAACUUUAUCUCCCCCUUGCUGAAGUUCUUUGUAGUAAAAGUUCAUUAAAAUUUGGUUAUGAAUGUU